AUGGCGCGAAAGACUCGUUCCCAAGCAGCAGCAACGGGCAAUGCAAACAAUGCAACGGGUUCUCAGAAAGCACCGUCUCAGUUCCCUCCUAUAUCGCCAAAGCGACGUCUUCAGUCUCGUGCACUCUUGGAGGACCAGAUAAUCUUGGUCGAUGGCUUCAUGACACCCGAAGAAUGCAAGCGUUAUGUGCACUUCAUUGACAGCCAGUCGUUAGAGCUCACGCCGCCGAAGAAGAGGGGUGAGGCAGAGCGAGUGAAUUACAGGAUGUCUGUGACUUCGGCGGAUAUGGCCGAACAGUUCUAUACUCUGUUCUCCCCGCACCUCCCUCCGUUCCCAUACCCUGCCUCGCUCAAGCGGGACGGCGAGGAGGCGCGUCCGGUGCACUCGUUCAAUUCGAACAUACGGAUGUACAAGUACACGCCAGGCCAACACUUUGGCUGUCACUACGAUGACUCCGUGCGCGACCCGCAGAAUGGCGCGAAGUCGGAGUGGACGCUACUCGUGUACCUGACAGGUAUUGAGGACGGGGUCAAGGGUGGCGAGACGAUAUUCUACACGGGUCAAAAAGGUAAGAGGGGCACAGAGGUGAUUACUGCCCCGUUGACCAAGGGAACGGCCUCUUGCAUCGGUACAUCCUGCAUUUACAAUCCGACACAGACGCGUACUCAUCAACGACGUCUUCAUAGACACGGUCACGAGUGUUUGCUGCACGAAGGCUCGCCAGUCAUCUCCGGCACCAAGUACAUAUUACGUUCCGAUCUGAUGUUCAUAGACUAG
Molecule: messenger RNA, 777 nt
Organism: Fomitopsis serialis
Lineage: Eukaryota; Fungi; Basidiomycota; Agaricomycetes; Polyporales; Fomitopsidaceae
Exons: 4
Coding region: 1-777 (258 amino acids)
Biological process (GO): peptidyl-proline hydroxylation to 4-hydroxy-L-proline
Cellular component (GO): endoplasmic reticulum
Molecular function (GO): procollagen-proline 4-dioxygenase activity; L-ascorbic acid binding; iron ion binding
Source: RefSeq, a predicted model, not a curated record